AAAAAAUCUGAAUGGUUACAGUGGAGCGCUGACUCUUUGCUCAUAACAGGGGAGGUAGCGAGGAGGAGGACGCCCCAGGCUCAAGAGAGGACAGACGGCCGACUUCCCGACUGGGCUUCUUGAUCAUCUGUCUCCAACCAUGGUCCGCCCAAAUUCGGAUAUAUGGACUCUUUUAGCCUUAAUUUUAUUCCAAGUAGUACAAAAUAAUUUACAAGUAUUUGGUCAUCAAUCAUUCUCUCGGAUAAGAGGAAACCCUUCCGGAGCAUCAGUAAAAAGGGGUGACCAACCGCCUGAUAUAGAUAGCGAAUACCCCGAUGGCGACGUUCUUCAUCCCUUGACAGAUGUCUUCAAUCGUCGACCAUACACUCAUAAUCAUGGGUAUGUGCCGGUCAAGCUACAUCCUUGUGAGCAGAGUUCGUGCUAUCCGGCCACUGGAAAUCUACUAAUAGGUCGGGAACAUCAGUUGUACUCGUCUUCGACUUGUGGACUUCACGGGCCACAAAGAUACUGUAUUGUGUCGCAUUUGGAAGAAAGGAAGAAGUGUUUCAGAUGUGAUUCGAGACCAACUAAUAAACCGAAUCCUUUAUUCAAUCAUAAUAUUAGCAAUAUUGUCUACAGGAUGUAUCCUGGAACACGGCAGAAGUCAUGGUGGCAGUCCGAAAAUGGCAAAGAGGGUGUCUACAUUCAAUUGGAUCUAGAAGCUGAGUUUCAUUUUACUCAUCUUAUUAUCACUUUUAAGACUUUUAGACCCGCGGCUAUGUUAAUCGAGCGUUCGUACGAUUUCAAACAGACGUGGCAUGUCUAUCGCUACUUUGCCUACAAUUGUGCUGAAAGCUUCCCCCAUAUUAGAGAAGGAUAUCCUGUAAACUUGACAGAUGUUGUGUGCGAAUCGCGGUAUUCGUCGAUAGACCCUUCAACGGAUGGUGAAGUGAUUUACAGAGUUCUACCUCCAACCCUCCACAUUGACAAUCCUUACUCGGAACAAGUUCAAAAUCUGCUUAAAAUGACUAAUUUACGGAUCAAUUUCACCAAACUACACACUCUGGGUGAUGACCUCCUUGACAAACGUGAGGACAUUCAAGAGAAGUACUACUACGCCAUCACCGAUAUGGUGGUUCGUGGUUCCUGUUCGUGCUACGGACACGCUAAUAGAUGCCUACCAUUGCCGGGGAUUGAACCCAAGCCCGAUAUGGUACACGGCCGUUGCGAGUGCACACACAACACUAAAGGACGCAAUUGCGAAAAGUGUGAAGACUUUUUCAAUGACUUGCCCUGGCGACCUGCCAUUGGCAAACAGACCAACGCUUGCAAAAAAUGUAACUGCAACAACCAUGCAACUAGUUGCCAUUUUGAUGCCGCUCUAUACGAAGCCACUGGUCGUAUCAGUGGUGGCGUUUGCGAUGGGUGCCAGCACAACACCAUGGGCCCAAAUUGCGAACAAUGCAAACCUUUCUAUUACAGAGAUCCGCAGCGAGACAUCCAAGAUCCCGAAGUGUGUCGACCCUGUGAUUGUGACCCUCGCGGAUCACUUGAUAACGGCAUUUGUGACUCUAUCACCGAUGCUGAGAAUAAUCUUGUAGCAGGGAGCUGUCACUGCAAGACUAAUGUAGAAGGUCGUCGUUGCGAUAUUUGCAAGAACGGUUUUUGGAACUUCACGGAAAAUAAUCCAGAUGGCUGUCAAAGUUGCACUUGCAAUACUUUUGGAACAAUUGACAAUCAGGGUUGUAAUGUAUACAACGGGGAGUGUACUUGUAAGCGGUAUGUGACUGGACGCGAUUGCAACCAAUGUCUUCCCGAGUAUUGGGGCCUUUCGGAAAAACGAGAUGGCUGUCAGCCUUGUGAUUGCGACCCUGGAGGUUCGUUUGAUAAUAAUUGUGAUGUUAUCAGUGGGCAGUGUCUUUGCCGAGAACAUAUGACCGGUAGAACGUGUGGUACCCCCAAACAGCAACACUACACUGCAAGUUUGGACUUCCUACUGUAUGAAGCCGAGUCUGCAAGAGCGUCACCUAACUGUCAAGUCGUAAUAAGGGAGCCUCCAAGAGACGGAUCUGAUGUCACGUGGACUGGAAUCGGAUUUAUGAAGGCUUUCGAACCGUCAUACAUUGAGUUUACUGUGGAUAACAUUAAGACGGGCAUGGAUUACGAAAUUGUGAUUCGUUACGAACCCACAAUGCCCACAAAUUGGGAAGAGGUCGAAGUGACUCUUGAACGGCCAGGUCCAGUCGAUCCAAAUGGUCCAUGUAAUGGCGCACGAGAUGACCCUAGAAGAGUCGCUCUUCCUUCAAACAGCAGAAGCGUCACAGUGUACCCCCCUGUAUGUCUGGAAGCCGGCCGAACAUAUAAGAUCCGUCUAACUUUCCGCCGAUCUAACUUCGAACGCGAGACACCCUCAGCUUCAGUUUUAAUAGACUCGGUCGUGUUAAUCCCCCGUAUUGAGAAAAUCCCCUGGUUCUACGGCUCGGUCCCAGCCGAAGCGCGGCGCCAAGAAUUCGAACGCAGCCGCUGCAGCUCCUACUCCUCUUAUCUAAUCCACACCGGGCAAAUCCCUGAAGUUUGCAAAAAGUACUACAGCAGUAUUGGCGCAUACAUCUUCAAUGGCGCAUUCUCUUGUCAAUGCGAUCCGACUGGGUCUCUUAGCAAACUCUGCGACGAAUAUGGGGGCCACUGCACUUGCAAAUUGAACGUGGUGGGUCGCCGAUGCGACCAGUGCGCCCCCGGGACUUACGGAUUCGGGCCCGAGGGUUGCAAAUCAUGCGACUGCAAUAGCAUUGGGGCCCUUGACAAUUUCUGUAAUGCCACCACUGGUCAAUGCAAGUGCCGCGCAAACACAUACGGACGCGAGUGCGACCAGUGCAGGACCGGCUUUUGGAAUUUCCCUAACUGUCAGAGAUGUGACUGUAACGGCCAUGCCGAUAUCUGUGAUUCCAAAACAGGGGCUUGUAUUAAUUGCAAGGAUAACACAGAAGGGCACAACUGUGAUCAGUGCGUAGAUGGAUUUUACGGAGACCCCAGACUUAAUGUGGAUAUUCCAUGCCGGCCCUGUCCUUGUCCGGGAAGCCCCUGGUCCAAUCAUUCGUACGCUGAUAGAUGUAGUUUGGAGUCGAGCACCAAAGAUGUGAUUUGUGAGUGUCACGUGGGGUACUCAGGGUCACGUUGUGACGUCUGUUCCGAUAAUUAUUUCGGGAAUCCGGAAGAACCGGGAGGCUCAUGCCAACCGUGUGAUUGCAAUGAUAAAAUUGAUAUUCUCAAACCGGGAAAUUGUGACCCACACACCGGUAAAUGUAAGCAAUGUUUGUAUGAUACGACAGGAGACCACUGUGAAGUGUGUAGGCCCGGCUUUUUCCGAUAUUCCGAUGAUAUGAUGUGUGAAGAGUGUGUCUGUCACCCACUGGGCACUAACAGUUCAGCCGGUCCUUGUGACCCUUCUUCCGGUCAAUGCGUAUGUCUUCCUAACGUGACCGGAUUAAAUUGUGACCAAUGUAUCGCCAACCAUUGGAAAAUUGCAAGUGGGGAAGGUUGUGAACCUUGCAAUUGUGAUUCUCAAGGCUCACUACGACCACAGUGCAACUUGUUCGAUGGACAAUGCGAAUGUCGGCCAGGUUUUGGUGGCAGACAAUGUAACGAAUGUGUGGCUAGAUUCUGGGGAGACCCGAAAGUUGAGUGUCGCGAAUGUAAAUGUGACGCAAGAGGGUCUAGGUCUUUGCAGUGUGACAUGAGGACUGGUGCUUGUAAAUGUUUACCAGGGAUAGGCGGGUAUAAUUGUGACAGGUGUGAUCGAGGCUAUUUAGGACAAGCACCUGAAUGUAUCCCUUGUGGGGAAUGUUUCGAUAAUUGGGACCGGAUUUUGCAAGAAACGCGAAACCAAACUAUGGAUCUGAUUAACCGUGCCGGCGAUAUCAAGAAAGUUGGAGCAACUGGAGCUUACACCAAAGAAUUCGACGAUAUGCAAUUCCAACUUGAUGAAAUAAAACAACUGUUAAGUAACACUCACGAAGUCGAUACUGAUGCCAUUGAUAAGGAAUUGCAAAGUUUACGUACAAAAAUCAACGAGACUGAACUUGGAAGUGUCAAAGAACUUGACGAUUCAAUCGCAACAACCAAAGAAAAUAUGUUACUCACCGACUUAAAACUAAAAAGUUUGAAACAAAGAAUAGACGACUUUAAAAAUAAAACGAAAGAAUUGGAGAUGAACGGUACGCAACUACAAGAAGCCAACGUUCAGGGGGCUCUUACUUUGAUCCAAAAUGCCAAAGUCAAAGCUGAUCUUGCCGCACACAAAGCGGAGAGGACUGAAGAAACUAUAAAUUAUGCCGAACGUCAGAUUAAAGCAACCGAAAGCACGAUUAACGAAACUGCAAAUAACUUCAAUCAACAAUUGAAAAACAACGAAAAGAAACUCAUCGACUUAAAUGACAAGCUUGACAGUCUUAAACAAACACUUCCGGAUUUGAACGAACUUAUUUGCGACGGCAGAGGCGACCCUUGUGACUCAUUGUGUGGCGGUGCAGGUUGUGCCACUUGUGGUGUCUCAAUUUCGUGCGAAAAUGGGGCUAAACAACAGGCUGAAACCGCGCUAGCUAUAGCAAAUCGGACGGAAAUGGCCCUCCGUGAGAAGGAAGCCAUGGCUAAUGAUUUUAUUCGAAAUGUAUCUCAAAUAAACACAAAUGAGACGAGGAAUAUCGCACAAGAGACGUACGAUAAAGCCAAGGGAAGUUUAAUGAAAGCUAAUGACUCGCUGAAUAAUGUUUUGAAUUUAAUGAAAGAAGUUAAUGAGUUUAUGGACCGCAAUGACACAAAAGAAGAUAUAAAAAAUUUCACGCAACAGAUUUUAGCCAUGAAAAUAGAGCUCGAGCCGGAUGAAAUCACAAAUAUGGCUAAUAAAAUCAAAGAAGCUGUUCAACACUUGACUGAUAUUGACCCGAUUAUUGAAGCUACCAAAGAUGAUUUACGGAGAGUUAACAGACUUAGAGAAAACGCUGAAUAUGCCAAAACGAAUGCGUCAAAAAUAUUGACUGAUGCCGCCGACGUGACUAGUACUUUAGAAAAUACAACAAUAGCGCAAGAUACUGCACAAAGUGCAAUUGAUACAGCCUGGAAUGACAUAAACAUUGUAAACGAUCGGUUAAAACAGAUUGGUGUAAAAACACAGUCGGCCCAAAAAAAGACAAACAGUACAGCCGACGAUCUCAAAAGACUCGAAGAACAACUUAAUCAGCUUCAAAGAAAUAUAACUGAUAAUGGAAUUUACGCCAAUCGUGUCGUAAACGAAUCGUCAAACAUUUUAGAGAAAGCUCGAACAACUUAUGAUGACUUUAAUGAACUUCAGGCACAGUAUUCUAAAGUCCAGCGUAAUUUAACAACGAGUUUAGACAAAGUUCAGUCGUCGAAAGAUCGCGCUAAUGAUCUUUUUAAGCGUGCGUGGGAACUUGUUGCUAAAGUAACAAGUACUGAAGAAGAAAUUAGUAAAUUGGAGAACAGUUCCCAACAAGCGACUUUAACUAAUUUGGAAAAUAUAUUGCAAGAUUUGAUAAGGCGAAUGAACGGCUACAAUCAAAAAAUACAGGAGAGAGUACAUUAUUACAAACAGUGUAAUUAAUGACAUGUAAAUAUGUAGCUUUCACUGCCUUUUUAUCAUAGCUUAGGGAUAAGAUUUUAUUUUUUACUUGUUAUAACUAAUAGUGCCAACGAGCUUGUACAUAUACUUUUAGCGUUUUAUAUUCGAACUUUUUAUCUGUAAUCAACUACUAAUUUUAAUAAAACUUUAUAUAUU
Tribolium madens (black flour beetle) is the source of this 5770-nucleotide messenger RNA. RefSeq names its product laminin subunit beta-1 (gene LanB1). The record is from RefSeq and is a predicted model, not a curated record. Gene Ontology annotation, cellular component: laminin trimer. The transcript has 21 exons. Lineage: Eukaryota; Metazoa; Arthropoda; Insecta; Coleoptera; Tenebrionidae. Bases 140 to 5596 code for a protein of 1818 amino acids. Gene Ontology annotation, biological process: substrate adhesion-dependent cell spreading; basement membrane assembly; cell migration.